AUGCCCAAAAGAGACGCCAACGAGGGCUUUGCGAACGGUUCGAAGCGUCCAAGACACAAAUAUGGGAGACAAGAGCUAAGACAAAUCAAAAGGACCACUCGGCGAGAUGCUGACGAGCAAGAAGAGGAGAAUGUUGAACAGUCCGAGCCUGAAGAAGUUGAGAUUGAAGCUCCUUCAAACCAGCCUGACAAGAACGGCGAGAACAGAGAAGCCUACAACGCUCUUCUCACACUUUUGAAGAGCGACCAUCCAGAGAUCAGAAAGAAGGGUCCAAAGGCUUCUCAGAAAGACGACCUGGAGGAUAUCGCAGGGUUCGAUGAGGAAGAGGCCUUGGAGGACGUGCAAGAGGACGCCGACGAGUCAGAAGAAGAAGACUUAGAGGAAGAAGACGAAAAUGAGAACAUUUUGGCAAAAGAUCCUUUUGAGAGUCACUUCAAUUUGGUAUCUGAAGACCUUAUAGAACAGAAGGCCAAAUCGUUUGCAGCCAAGGAGCCCUGGAUUUCCGACAAAUCCAAAGUCGGUGAGACCAUAUACACAGCUAUCCAGCAAACACCACCUGGAGAUGUGCCCUCACUCCCGAGCUUCGACAAACUCAGCCUGCUCGGCCAGUAUCACUGUAUCAAGAGAAGGGUGGGUGAGGCCUACCUCAAGAACUUUUCUGACGAACUCAAACCCUUGGAAAAGGCGUUGGCCGACGAGAUGUUCUCCUACAGAGAUAUUUUGUUCCCAUCAAGAACUUACAAGAACACCUUGUACAAGAGACUCUACGCAUUGCAUAUUUUGAACCAUGUGUUCAAAACCAGAGAUCGAGUCAUGAAGAACAAUGAUAAGCUUAGGCGUUUUCAAGAAGACGUUAAAAGUGGAAAAAUUGACCGCUUCACUGAGGAGCCUGAGUUCCGGGACCAGGGCUUUACAAGACCAAAGGCAUUGAUCCUCUUGCCAACGCGAAAUGCUGCUUAUGAGCUUGUUGAGCUUCUUAUCAAGCUCUCAGGAUGUGACCAGCAAGAAAACAGAAAACGUUUUAAGCAGCAAUUUUACGAAGCUGGCGGACCUUCCGACACAAAGCCGGCAGAUUUCAGAGAGAUGUUCAAGGGUAACUCGAAUGAUUUCUUCAGCAUUGGCUUGAAGCUCACAAGAAAGUCUCUCAAACUCUACUCAUCAUUUUACACUUCCGACGUUUUGAUCGCAUCGCCAAUUGGCCUCUCUAUGAUUCUCGAGGACCCCAAACAGUCCAAAAGACAAUACGACUUUCUUUCAUCCAUUGAGGUUCUUGUUAUAGACCAAGCGAAUCAGAUUGAGAUGCAAAACUGGGAUCACGUCAGCACGGUUCUCAAAUACAUCAACAAAAUUCCAAAGGACUUUCAUGGUGCUGACUUCUCCCGUGUGAGAAUGUGGUCUAUCAAUGACCAACUGCACUUCAUGCGUCAAACAAUGGUAUUCAGUGAAUUUUCAACGCCAACAGUCAACAGUAUCUUCUCCAAAUCACAAAACAUUGCUGGGCGUACGCGGUACAAGCCAGAGAUUACUACUCAAACAUGUAUCAUGAACUCAGUGGGGAUCAAGAUCAAGCAAAUUUUUCAAAGAUUCGAGUCACCCGACCCCAUAUCGAACUACGAAUCUAGAUUCAAGUUUCUCGUCAACUCAGUGUUGCCCUCCAUCUCCAAGCAGACGCUGUAUGAAGAUGGACUCUUGAUCUACAUUCCCUCGUACUUUGAUUACGUGAGAGUCAAGAAUCAUAUUAAACAGCAUACGAAGCUUAAUUUUGGCGCCAUUGACGAGUACCUGUCACAAUCUAGAGUUUCCCGAACUCGUCACGCAUUCCAGACUGGCAAGAUCAAGAUUCUUCUAUAUACUGAGAGAUUGCAUCAUUUCAGGCGGUUUGAGAUCGCUGGUGUCAAGACAGUGUUAAUCUAUGAGUCACCAGCAAACCCGCUUUUCUACAAGGAACUUCUUCGUUUUGUCGCCAAAUCGGUGUAUAAGGAAGAGGCUGACAUUGACCUUUCUUUUGUCAAAACUCUUUUCUCCAAAUGGGACGCUGCUUCUCUCGAGAGGAUUGUGGGCAAUGAGCGGGCGCCAGUCCUCUGCAACUCUGUCAAUGAGACGUAUGAGUUCCGGUGA
Molecule: messenger RNA, 2118 nt
Organism: Candidozyma duobushaemuli
Lineage: Eukaryota; Fungi; Ascomycota; Pichiomycetes; Serinales; Metschnikowiaceae
Product: rRNA-binding ribosome biosynthesis protein
Exons: 1
Coding region: 1-2118 (705 amino acids)
Biological process (GO): maturation of SSU-rRNA from tricistronic rRNA transcript (SSU-rRNA, 5.8S rRNA, LSU-rRNA)
Cellular component (GO): small-subunit processome; nucleolus
Molecular function (GO): rRNA binding; U3 snoRNA binding
Source: RefSeq, a predicted model, not a curated record